Messenger RNA from Lotus japonicus, 318 nucleotides. RefSeq lists its product as uncharacterized. NCBI's taxonomy places the organism in Eukaryota, Viridiplantae, Streptophyta, Magnoliopsida, Fabales, Fabaceae. The transcript has a single exon. Gene Ontology annotation, molecular function: nucleic acid binding; RNA-DNA hybrid ribonuclease activity. The record is from RefSeq and is a predicted model, not a curated record. Bases 1 to 318 code for a protein of 105 amino acids.
AUGGUAUUGGCGUGGGAUCAGGGGUAUAAACAAAUAGCUUGUGAUAUUGACUGUGAGGAGUUAGUUACUAUCCUGGACCGCACUGAUCAGGACCUGGUUCUUCACCAUCCUCAGGUUCUUGUGCUCAAGGAAAUCAUGACUCUUAUGGCUCGUGAUUGGAGGGUGACCGUUAACUGGGUUCAUCGUGAUGGUAAUGCAGCUGCAGAUUGGCUUGCUAAAUAUGGUCAUAGCCUCUUGGAUCCUGGUGUUCAUGUCAUUCGUCAGCCGGAGAAUGAGCUCCAACUUCUCCUGCUGAAGGAUUCCCUUGUUGUGUCGUAG